UUAUGACAUUGGAAUAUUUUGUAAAGUAAACAAAUUCCUUAGCUGCAACGACUCUUCGACUCUUCUUUUUGACUGAACGCAGCAACAUGGCAAGUAAUGAUGUUCGGACUCACACUCCAUCCCCAACACCAUCAGAAGAGAACAGGAAGAAUGCUAGAGAUGACAUGAUGAAAAAUGCAUUGGAAAUGUUCAUGAACAAAUCCUCGCAGAGCUAUGAUGAUUUUCUGAAAUCGUUUACCACUCUCAAAGAAAGCAAACCAGAUGUUGUUCCUUCCCUGGCUGAACGUAAGAAGCUUGAUAAGUCCUUAGAAAGUGAAUUAGGUGACAAUAAAUGUCAACCUACAUCAGUGAACAUUGAAGGCCCGGUCAAAUCCACAAGAAAUAUUGUGAAUGAUAUCAAACGAAGAAAGAUGGGCAAAGUCAUUGUACAAAAGGGCACAAAUCCUGGUUUGCAAGAGGAGGAGAUAGAGGAACAGGUUCUGGGCAAUGGAGAAGUUAGUAACAGGCUUGCACAUUCAAAUGUCAUAAGGACAGGAAGAGUAAAGGUUGAUAAUUUUGUGGAAACUGAAGAUGAUGAUGAAAGCCUUUUAUGUGAAUACAAUGCCAGUUUCUCAGCAGGUUCAAUAUCCAGCCAUUCAUCCAAACUUUGCCCAGCACACUGCAACACUCAGAGUGGGGUCGAUAAAGAUGUCAUGUCCAUUCAGAGUUCUUCUGUGACAGAUAAACUGCUAAUGGAUUUCAUGAUGGACUUACAAAAUGAACUGGAAGGAAGAUCUGAUGUUACAAAUUCAAACCUAAAAACUGAUCACAUCAAUGGCCAAUUAAAUACCUCUGCAGAUAUACAGGCAUUUAUACAAACUAAACAUAAACGUGAAUUAAAGAAAACUGUUCCUAAUGAAGGUAGGAAUGCAGAUAAAUCUGAAAGUGGAGAUGAGCUGGUGGAUUUCGAUGACGAUGAAAGUGAUGCAGCCCUGACUCUUUGUGAUGAAACUAAGAACGAAAAUGUUGAAGUAAAAAUAAAGCCUGGAGAGUUGGAAUUAAUGGCGAAUGAUGAAAAAGGUGCUGUGCAAUCAAAGCUCAGCAAGUUAAAUGACAUUUACAAGCAUGCUCUCAUGGAUUCUGAGGGUGUCAUGCAGACUGCUGCCGCAAGACACCCAAUGGAGGAAGGGACAGCUACUGAAGAGUAUUUGGCAAGGGAGACAACCCUUUUAUUUCCUGGUCAAAUUGAGGAGCAGGAUAAUGUGAUGACUCAGACAAGAAACACGCUUCUGGAUUUCAAGGCUAUAUACAAGGAGCCAAGUUUGGGGGCUGAUAAACAGGUUGACAGCCACAUCUGUGAUACUUCUGUUGAGGCAUUCCAGUUGGAUGAAACCUUUGACUAUGAUAAUGUUGUUCUCACACCGAAAUUCUCCAUGGAGGAUAUGACAAGAUUAAAACAAAUGGAAGUGGUGAUGACAUAAAGUUGAAAUCAAAUAUGAAAUUUGAAGCCAGUGUACAAGAACAUUUAAUGACACUCCACAUUUACUAAGACACAAGCUGUUAACUGAAAUAAUGAGUACAUUUGUUUAAUUUGAACAAACUUACUUAAAUAAUCAAUGAAAACCUCCAUGCAAAAAAGUUUGAAUAUACCUUGGUAUGUCAAAACUCUACUGUAUGUUGGUAACAUAUGAUAUUCUAUUUCAUUCGGUUUAAGAAAAAGUAUCCAUUCUUUAAUAAAUAACUUUUUCUACGACA
Molecule: messenger RNA, 1734 nt
Organism: Dreissena polymorpha
Lineage: Eukaryota; Metazoa; Mollusca; Bivalvia; Myida; Dreissenidae
Exons: 7
Coding region: 87-1460 (457 amino acids)
Biological process (GO): spermatogenesis; acrosome reaction
Cellular component (GO): cytosol; 9+0 non-motile cilium
Molecular function (GO): intraciliary transport particle A binding
Source: RefSeq, a predicted model, not a curated record